This is a messenger RNA of Staurois parvus, 306 nucleotides long. The record is from the annotation of a GenBank genome assembly. NCBI's taxonomy places the organism in Eukaryota, Metazoa, Chordata, Amphibia, Anura, Ranidae.
UUAUGAUGGGUUCCCACCAUCCCUGUGCUGAGUUCCCGGGCCUGUACACCCGCUUUGUCCAUUAUGAGAGGUUCCUACCAUCCCUGUGCCAAGUUCCCAGGUCUAUACGCCCGCUGUGCCCAUUAUGAGGGGUUCCCGCCAUCCCUGUGCAGAGUUCCCGGGUCUUUACGCCCCGCUUUGCCCAUUAUGAGGGGUUCCCGCCAUCCCUGUGCAGAGUUCCCAGGUCUUUACGCCCGCUUUGCCCAUUAUGAGGGGUUACCACCAUCCCUGUGCCAAGUUCCCAGGUCUAUACGCCCGCUGUGCCCA